GUGAUAGGGAGGGGAGAAAGACGAAAAAUUAUGAAAUUUUGCUUAUUCCAUUGAAUUUUUCUUAUAAGCAAUUUGUUUCAAACAAAAAGCUCGAAAAAAAAAUAUUUUUAAAAACGAGAAAUUAAAAUUAAAAAACGAAAAAAAAUUGAGAGGAAAUAAGUGGCGUGUAUUUUAUCAGGCACUAACACACAAGGAGACAAAAUUGAUUUUUUUCACAAUAUUUACGUAAUUACACAAUGUUAGAUGGAAAAAAAAUUAAAAAUUUACAUGCACAACAAUGAAAUAAAUGAAGAUUUUCAAAAAAGAAAAGAAAAUAAUGAACCAAAUUUUAAUAAAAAGAAUAAUUCAAAUGACAAUGAGACAGCACUUUCAUCAGAAACCGGAAGUUGUGGUUUAAAUUUAAAAUAAUAAUAUGGAUAAGUACGAGAAUUUGGAAGUUGUUGGAGAGGGAAGUUAUGGUGUUGUGAUGAAGUGUCGACAUAAGGAAACGGGACAAAUUGUUGCUAUUAAAAAAUUCCUUGAGACUGAGGAGGACAUACAUGUGCGAAAAUUGGCAUUUCGAGAAAUUAGAAUGUUGAGGAGGCUACGGCAUGAGAAUCUAGUGAAUUUGUUGGAAGUUUUUCGACGUCGUAAACGUUUCUAUCUUGUCUUUGAAUAUUUGGAUCAUACCGUUCUUGACGAAUUGGAAACAGCCGGUGGUGGAUUAGGACCAGACAUUUCAAAGAGACACAUCUUUCAAGUUGUUCGUGGACUCAAUUUUUGUCACUCAAACAACAUAAUACACCGUGACAUAAAACCAGAAAAUGUAUUGGUAUCGCCAAAUGGUGUUGUGAAACUUUGUGAUUUUGGAUUUGCCCGCUUUGUAAGUCAGUCUAAUGAAUCGUGUACGGAUUAUGUUGCCACAAGAUGGUACAGAGCACCGGAAUUACUUGUUGGCGAUAAUCGCUAUGGAAAACCAGUUGACGUUUGGGCUACCGGAUGUCUUUACGCUGAAAUGGUAACUGGUGAUCCAAUGUUUCCAGGCGAAAGUGAAAUUGAUCAAUUACAUCGAAUAACAAGAAUUCUUGGUGGACUAUGUGGGAAGCAUCAGAAUAUAAUGGGAAAAAAUGCAAGUACACGUCUAUUGAGACGAGCUAGUGUUGAUGAAUCGCCAUUUAGUAAUUAUGGUUCACGUUCACUUCGUAAUUUAUUUCCAAAUUGGAAUUUAAUUGCUGUUGAUUUUAUCACACAAUGUCUUCGUAUGGAUCCUGAUGCACGACCAAAUUGUUCAAAUUUAUUGCAACAUUCACUAUUUCAGCAUGAUGGAUUUAGUGAUAAAUUUCUCAUUGAAUUGCAAAAUAACGUUGCCAAGGAAACGGCAAUGAAUCAUCUUUUAAUGAAACGCGAAGAGGCACGAAGAUUAAGUGUUUUAUCUAUUGAGGAACCACCACGAAAUUGUCGCAGUGGCACUGGAAGAUGGCAAAUGAAUCUCAUUAAAGAACCAAAAAUACCAAUGAAUAAUAAAUUAAUAAACAUGGAUACAAAAGAAAAUGCACACGGACAUGAAAAUAAUAAUAAUAAUAAUUCAUCAUCAUCAACAUCAUUGUCAUUAACGAUAAAUCCAUUAAAGGAACAUUGUUACAUUGGUCCAGUAUCGGUUGUUCCAAAUACGACUUAUAUUAAACGACUGAAUCAAAAGGGUCUCAUUAUUCCGGAAACAAAAAAUUUUUCACUACCCGCAUUAUCAAUAAGGGCACACGCCAAACCACCGGGUAAAAGAAAAAAACUUGAGCUUACAAAUUUUUUAUAAAUUAUUCUAUAUAAUAAAUAAUAUAGGGUGUUUUAUUUUAUUAUAAAAAAAAAAAAUAAAAGUGAUUUUUAAAUAUAUAAAUAAUUAAUUUGGAAUUUUUUCUAGUUGUACAAUAUCGAAAA
Molecule: messenger RNA, 1911 nt
Organism: Leptopilina boulardi
Lineage: Eukaryota; Metazoa; Arthropoda; Insecta; Hymenoptera; Figitidae
Product: cyclin-dependent kinase-like 4
Exons: 6
Coding region: 413-1789 (458 amino acids)
Biological process (GO): protein phosphorylation; intracellular signal transduction
Cellular component (GO): nucleus; cytoplasm
Molecular function (GO): MAP kinase activity; ATP binding; cyclin-dependent protein serine/threonine kinase activity
Source: RefSeq, a predicted model, not a curated record